Messenger RNA from Dioscorea cayenensis subsp. rotundata (Guinea yam), 582 nucleotides. RefSeq lists its product as uncharacterized. The transcript has 5 exons. The coding region runs from base 193 to 582 and encodes 129 amino acids. Lineage: Eukaryota; Viridiplantae; Streptophyta; Magnoliopsida; Dioscoreales; Dioscoreaceae. The record is from RefSeq and is a predicted model, not a curated record.
UUCGGCUCCUGCGAUUUUUAGUGUUUUAAGAAAAUUUUUUAGGGUUUAAUCAAAGCACUUUGGGAGGAAAUACGAUGGCUGGGAUGGAAAUUUCGCAGGAGCUUCAGCGAUUUCUUGAGGUUUGAUUCAUCUUCCUCCUUCUCUCGUUGUCUGUCUCUCUGGGGUUCGUUGUGGGUGUGGGUGAAGAAGAGAAUGGGGGAUUUGCUUGCGGAGCUGGAGCAUCUACUCCGAUCGGAAGGGAUGACGAGGGAGGAGGCUGUGUUCUUCAAGGAAUGCAAGGAUAGAGCUAUCAAGGAUUUCACUGUUGGUGCUUGUGCUUCUUCAGCCAUUGCCUGGAUCGCAUCUAGAAGCUUGGUUCCGUGGCAUAGGUUUAGCCUUUCAGCUGGGUCUGGUAUGCUAGCAGGAAUGUGGAGGUUUAAUCAUUCAUUGGAUGCUUGCGUGGAUAAAAUUCUAGGACGUGAUUGGGAUCACAUGAAGUUGGGUUUGGCUGGCAUAAUCAUGAAGAGGCAUAUGUAUAAUCCAUCACGUGUGAAACUUUUGAGUAAACAUAUGUGUACCCAGAGGAGGUAUUCAAUGACGUGA